Photinus pyralis (common eastern firefly) is the source of this 1972-nucleotide messenger RNA. RefSeq names its product protein claret segregational-like. Gene Ontology annotation, molecular function: microtubule motor activity; microtubule binding; ATP binding. The record is from RefSeq and is a predicted model, not a curated record. The transcript is spliced from 3 exons. Gene Ontology annotation, biological process: microtubule-based movement. The coding region runs from base 149 to 1876 and encodes 575 amino acids. NCBI's taxonomy places the organism in Eukaryota, Metazoa, Arthropoda, Insecta, Coleoptera, Lampyridae.
CUUCCUUUUAACGACGCUUAAAUUUAAAAUGUAACGAACUUUUUUUUAUUGAAACAUUAAAGGGGGCAUGCAAAAUGAAUAGGUAAAUUAUUUACUUGAUUGGCUUGCAAAAGGGAUUUACUUGCCUAUUACAUACUUACGGAUUUAGAUGAUGGAUAGAACACGAAUUCCUCUUUCUUCUAGAAAACAACCUCUUAAUCCUCGUGUACCUCACAGCGUAUCAGUUACUCGUUCAAACAACAACAUCGUUCACCCACCCGCCAGGAGAAUUGUACGACGCUCGAAUUCAUGCUCCGAUCUUAAUUUUGGUGCAACACCAGUGUCUCGUUUAAAUGCACAAUCAACAAUUAACUUAACCACAAUCAACAAGAGGCCAGCUUUUGCCAAACCAAAUUUGAAGACGGUUCCAUCCGUGAAGCUUGGAAGUAAAAGAGUAGCCGUAGAUCCUCCUGCGCAGGCACCUACCAAUACCAAAGUUGCAAAAAUUCCACCUUAUGAUUACAAGGCACGUUUCAAUGCACUCUUGGAAAAACAUAAAAUAUUACAACAAACUUUGCUUGACAAAGAUGCUGCUUUAAGUUCCACUACUGACCAACUUGGAGAUGCACUAAAUGAAUUUGCACUGUUAAAGAAAAAGUCGGCGAAUCUCGAAGAUGAUUUGAAUCGGGCAAUUCAAGCUGGCGCAGUAAAUGAGGCAAGAAUAAGAGAAUUGGAGAACACACAGUCUCUCCUUCGUCAAGAUUUAUUAAAGUUGCAGGACACUAAUUAUGCGCAACAACAACUGCUGGAGCUUUAUGAGGGUAGAAUACAAGAACAUGAACAUGUUCGGCGUAUUAUGCAUAAUCAAAUCCAAGAUCUGAAAGGUACGAUACGUGUAUUCUGCCGUGUUCGGCCUGCGCUUUUCUCUGAAGACAGUAAACAAUUAUGCAACAUCGGGUUUAUCGACGAAGACAUGCUGGAAAUCAAAAAAACCAACGAGCUUAAUGGCUCAAGGAUAAACGACGCUUGUUUGCAGUUCGUAUUUGAUAAAGUUUUUCAACCGGAGGCAUCCCAAGUUGAUGUCUUUCACGAGUUAUCACAACUAAUCCAAAGCGCGAUGGACGGUUAUCACGUCUGCGUUUUUGCAUAUGGUCAGACUGGCUCGGGUAAAACUUACACGAUGCAGGGCGGUGAUGGCUCUUCUCCAGGUAUGAUUCCUCAGACUGUCGACUUUAUAUUCAACUUGAUUGCAAAGUAUGAGAAAAUCGGCUGGCGUUACACUGUUGAAGCCAGUUUUUUGGAAAUUUACAAUGAAAGUAUUCGAGAUUUACUGAAACUUCAGAGUAAAGAGCAUUUGGACAUUUGCUUCAACGAGGGGAAAGGCAUAACGGUAAGAAAUUUGACGAUUAAUCCCGUACAUUCGCCUCAGGAAUUGCACACUCUCAUAUCACGUGCCAUCCAAAAUCGUGCGGUAGCAUCUACAAAUUACAACGAACACAGUUCAAGAUCGCACGUCGUCACCAAAAUUAGUCUAACAGGCGUUCAUCUCAAUACAGUACACAACGGCUCGUUGAGUUUGGUCGAUUUGGCCGGUUCCGAAAGUGCCAAAACCUCGGAGCGUAUCACCGAAACGAAAAAUAUAAAUAAGAGUUUGACCGCUUUAGGGUCGGUUAUGUCGGCGCUGCAGAACAAGGAGAAUCACGUUCCUUAUCGUAAUUCGAAAUUGACCUACUUGCUACAAAGCAGUUUGGGUGGUAAUUCGAAAACUUUAAUGUUUGUCAACAUUGCGCCUUUUCAGGAGUGUUACGGUGAGUCUGUUAACGCAUUGAGGUUUGCGUCUAAAGUCAAAGAAGUUAAAUUAAUGUCAAAGAAAAAUAAGACUGUAAUAAGAAAUUAGUUUGUAAUUAAGUUUGCAUGUAGUAGUUUUUAAUGUUUUUAUAAUUUAUGAUUAUAUAAUAUAUUGUGUGUUACAUUAAAUAAAAACUAUAGAUUU